UCGGCUGUAGCGGCGCCUCUCUGUGUCAACAUCAAGAGAUGAUCAACAACCAGCGGCAUUUAGCUGCUAAACAACCUCACUGACGUGUGUUUUUCUUGCCUGUGUGAGUGAGCACAUCAAGGAGCGGCGUGUGGAGCCAGCUGCUGCAGCAUCAGACAUCCUGAUGGAGACAUAAAGUCCACUGAUGGAAACCCAGAGGAAGAGCUCUGGGGAUGACGGUGGCGGAGAGCGAGGCCUGCUCCACACCUGGAAGGGCUACUCCUGCAGUGUCACUCCAGAAAGGCUGCUCCUCCCUGUGCCUGUGCUCCAGGUCGCCCUGGGCACCCGGCACGGUGUUCUGCUGGUAGAAGGUGGACAGGUGUACAGUUUUGGGGAGCUGCCAUGGAAGCAGAGUCAAGUGCCCGAGCCGGCGAAACCCACCCUGGAGAGCGCGCUCAGCGGCCAGCGAGUGGUCGCUGUCGCAGCUGGAAGCUUCCACAGCGGGGCAGUGACAGAGGACGGUGGCGUCCACAUGUGGGGGGACAACAGCUCAGGACAGUGCGGCUUGUCCGGCCUCACCACCGUCCCCAACCCGACUCCAGUCGCUCUGGUGGACUCCGACACCAGCCCGCCACAGACGGUCCCAGUGCUGGAGCUUUCCUGUGGCGAGCAGCACACCCUGGCGCUGUCGGUCCAGCGGGAGGUGUGGGCGUGGGGCAGCGGUUGCCAGCUGGGCCUCAAUGUCACCGUUUUCCCUGUCUGGAAACCACAAAAGGUUGAGCACUUGGCAGGCAGGUAUGUAUUACAGGUGGCAUGUGGGGCUUCACACAGCCUGGCUCUGGUGCGCUGCCUGGGGCCUCAGGACAUCCACCGGCCCCCCGUGGACAAAUGCAGACAGUGUAACCAGCUGCUGUACACUAUGACGGACAAAGAGGACCACGUCAUCAUCUCUGACGGGCACUACUGCCCCCUCGGUGUGGAGCUGACUGAGGAUGAUGGCAGGCUGGAGACACCUGCUCUGACACAGGUCCUCAAAACAUCCCCGUCUGAGCCGGUCCUCCCCUCCCAGAUCUCCACCUUAUACUCCUUAGCACCUGCUCAAGGUGGUGACCCCUCUUCUGACCCCACUCAGGACGUGGAGAAAGAGGAGUCAGUCUUGGCUAAUGGAGCACUGCCAGCGUCAGAUUCCAACCCCUCAGCUAAGUCCGGAGAUGGCGGUGUUGUAGGGGUCAAGAGCUCACCGUAUCCAGAUGAGCAGGCUGUCAAAGACUACCUGAAGAAGCUGUCAGACAACACGACAGCUGAGCAGACGGCGAAGGUGACGGCUGGAGGGCCGCACACUCUGCUACCGUCAGCAGGAGGGCCCAGCUCCACGCUCAACAGCCUCGUGGCCUCCUGCGCCUCCGCAGUGGGCGAGCGGGUCGCCUCCACCUACGAGGCCCUGUCCCUCAAAAAGAUGAUGAACUUCUACCUUCCCUCAGGAGUGCCAAGGCCAGGUGGGCCGGUGGGGUUCACAGGCGUUGUGGGCGACAACACCGCGGAGCGCGUCCGCCAGGAGGACUCCACUCAGGCCAAGAAGAGCUCCAGCACAGGGGACAUCCGUGAGGAGGAGGCGGAGGGUCUCCGGCGCCGCCUCUCGCUUCCGGGACUCCUCUCUCAGGGUAGAUACGCUGUUCACCUCUUAUCCUCCUCCUAUGCCCUGCUGCUGUCCCCACGGCUGCUGAGAAAAGCCGGACGUCCCCGGAUGCGUGCAGUCGCCCUCACCCCGCUGGGAGGGGCGGUCCCCGAGGCCCAGGAGGUGUUCCCGACCCUGCAGACGGAAGUGUGGAGCUGGGGCAACGGCGAGCACGGGCAACUUGGACAUGGAGACAGUCUGGCCAGAGUACAGCCGCUGUGCAUUAAGAGUCUGAACAAUAAGGAAGUGGUGCGAGUGGCAGCUGGUGCUCAUCAUUCCCUCGCCCUCACCGCUCAGUCUCAGGUGUUCUCAUGGGGAAGUAACAGCUCCGGUCAGCUUGGACACAUGGAGUCACCCAGCACUGUCCCCCGCCUUGCAAAGCUGUCAGAGGGGAUCCGGGUCUGGGACGUGAGCGCUGGGGAGAGACACACCCUCCUGCUCGCAGACGGAGACUGCUUCCGUCCUAUUAUUUAUUACAGUGGACAGCAGGUCAAAGAGGGAGCGGAGGAGAGCAACGCCAAGGAGCUGGGUCAACAGGAAGGAGAGGAGGAGGAGGGGCGGGUGGGGGGCUACACCCAGCAGCCUGUGCUACUCCCCUUCUGCAUGGACCUCGGUUACGUCAGCAACGUCUUUGCGGGCGGCCAGCGGUGCGCGGCGCUGUGGGACAGGAACGUGAUGGGCUUCAUUGCCAGCCUCCACGAGCUGGCCUCAGCCGAAAGGAAGUUCUACUGCAAGCUGUCCAACAUCAAGACACAGAUAAUACGCCCCCUGCUGGAGCUGGAGUCUCUGAGCUCAGCCCUCGGCCAGGUGAACCUCGGGCUGCUGCAGAGUCUGGCAGGCCGAUUUAGCUUCUUGUGUCACCUAACCGGGCAGCACGCCGCCAGCCUCACCGCCAACCUGCGCCGCGUCCGUGACGUCAAGAGCCUGCUUGUCCUCGACCACGCCAGCAUCUUCCUCGACUUGUACAAGGAGUACUGCAGCACUGUGGGCAACUUCCAUGUGAUGGGAGGUUUCCAGUCCCUGACCAAACCCUCACUAGAUUUCUUCGGGAAGAGUCCAGAGCUGCUUAAGAAGCUUGCAGAGUGCAGCGAGGAGAACCCCACCAUGGCCGACCUCCUGGUGGCGCUCUUCUACCUCCCAACUCGCCACCUUCACGAGUACGGCCGGCUGCUGCUCAAACUGGCCACCUGCUUCGAAGUGUGCUCCAGUGACUACCAGAGGCUGCAGGACAGCUGCUCCAGGUUUGAAGCUUUGGCCCUCCAGCUGAAGAGAAGAAGGAAGGACGCCGAGUACACGUUUCAUUUCUGGAAGAGCUUCCCCGGCAAAAUGACGGACUCUCUGCGGAAGCCUCACCGCCGGCUGAUCUGCGAGAGCAGCAACAAAGCUCUGACCCUGCAGAACGCCGGGAGGUUCUCCGUCAACUGGUUCAUCGUUUUCAACGACGCCCUGGUCCACGCACAGUUCUCCACCCAUCAUGUCUUCCCCUUGGCCACACUUUGGGUGGAGCCGAUCCCAGAGGAGAACACUGGCAUAUACGGGUUAAAGGUGAUUACACCAGAGGAGACGUUCACCCUGUUGGCCUCCUCUCCCACGGAGAAGGCCAAGUGGCUUCGCUCCAUCAAUCAGGCGGUGGACCAGGCCCUUAACGGGGCGGGGCAGGACACUGCAUCUGUCGGCUCGGGGUCGGGGCAAAAGCUGGAGCCUCCCAUCUCCAGGACGGCCUCGUACACCUUUUAUAAGGAUGGAAGGCUGAAAGAGGCAACAUACGAAGGACGCUGGCUCGCUGGGAAGCCCAACGGCAGGGGAGUGUUAAAAUGGCCUGAUGGGAGGAUAUACACAGGGACGUUCAAGAACGGACUGGAAGAUGGCUUUGGUGAAUUCGUGGCUCCCAAUAAGACGCUCAACAAGAACGAUCACUAUCAAGGGCAGUGGAAAGAUGGCAAGAUGCACGGCCUCGGGACAUACAGGUAUGCCAGUGGUGAGGUUUACGAUGGAUCCUUCCAGGACAGCAUGCGACACGGCCAUGGCAUGCUGCGCAGUGGCAAGCUCAACACCUCCUCCCCCAGUGUCUUCAUUGGCCAGUGGCUGCAGGACAAGAAGACCGGCUAUGGAGUCUUUGAUGAUAUCACAAAAGGGGAGAAGUACAUGGGCAUGUGGCAGGACCACCUGCGGCAGGGCACCGGGGUCGUCGUCACUCAGUUCGGCCUGUACUACGAAGGUGCCUUUAAAGAUAAUAAGAUGAUGGGCACUGGGAUCCUCGUGUCAGAGGACGACACCACGUACGAGGGGGAAUUCUCUGACGACUGGACCCUCAAUGGAAAGGGUGUGCUCACUAUGGCAAACGGUGACUACCUGGAGGGCUCCUUCAAUGGCGAGUGGGGCUCUGGCCUCAAAGUGGCGGGCUCCUACUUCAAACCGCACCUAUUCGACACCGACAAGGACAAAACCCGUGCUGUGAAGCUGGGGCGUCUGUGUGUGAGCCCCGAGGACAAGUGGCAGGCGGUGUUUGAGGAGUGCUGGAGUCAGCUUGGCUGCGAGGCGCCGGGCCGAGGGGAGAGCUGGAAGGCGUGGGAGAACAUCGCCGUGGCCCUCACCACCAGCCGACGACACAUUGAGGACAGCCCGGAGAUGUUGUCCCGAAGUCACAGCAGAACCCUGGAGAGUCUGGAGGUCAUCCCGCAGCACGCAGGACCAAUCACCAUGGAGAGGUAUCACACCAUCCGCCUGUACCUCAUCAAGGCGUGUGACACUCCGCUCCACCCGCUGGGCCGGCUGGUGGAAACCCUGGUGGCGGUCUACAGGAUGACCUACGUGGGCGUUGGAGCCAAUCGCCGGCUGCUGCCUCAGGCUGUCAACGAGAUCAAGUCGUACCUGAACCGCAUCUUCCAGAUCGUCAGGUUUCUGUUCCCAGACCUGCCAGAAGAGGGCGGCCUAAUUCCAGAGCCCACCACCAACCUCCAGGACAAGAAGGAACCAGGCUCAACUGAUGCCCAGCUAGAGUCACCGAAACCUGGCCGUGUGGUGAGCAGCUCGGCUCUGCUGCUGCCCGUCCUGCUGCCUCGUCUCUACCCGCCGCUCUUCACCCUCUACGCUCUGGACAAGGAGAGAGAGGACGACGUCUACUGGGAGUGUGUCCUCCGCCUCAACAAGCAGCCCGACCUGGCCCUGCUCGCCUUCCUGGGUGUUCAGCAAAAGUUUUGGCCUGUCUCCAUUCCCGUCUCCCUGCCCGCGCUGGGGGAGAAGCAGCAGGUCCUGUCCAGCACCAAGGAUGCCUGCUUCGCCUCUGCAGUGGAAACACUACAACAGAUCAGCACAACGUUCACCCCGUCAGACAAGCUGCAGGUGAUCCAGCUCACCUUUGAGGAGAUCACACAGGAGGUUCAGUCGCUGCUGAAGCAGGACUUCCUGUGGUCCAUGGACGACCUCUUUCCCGUCUUCCUCUACGUGGUGCUGCGUGCACGAAUCAGGAACUUGGGCUCAGAGGUCAGCCUGAUCGAAGACCUGAUGGACCCCUGCGUGCAGCACGGAGAGCAUGGAAUCAUGUUCACCACACUCAAGGCUUGUUACUACCAGAUCCAGCAUGAGAAGAUCACUUAAGACGAGCGUGGCGUUACUUCCUUUCAUCUUCACAGCCAAUCUCUGGUCCAGGAUCAGCAGGGCUUCAGGAUGACAGACGUGAGCAGCAACCAAUGAGAAGCAUUGGAUCAUAUGAACAGGUUGCCAACAGCUCCAUCUGCUGCUGUCAUGGAGACAAGACCACUUCGCCCUCUGUGACACACACAAACACACUCUUUCCCCCUUUUUAGUGACCUCAACAGCUUCGUACCUGCUGAUCAUGAAGGUACACGUGUGAAUAUUGACUGCCAGAGAUGAGCCACCUCAUACCGUCCAGCAUAGAACAGCUGACAGACUGACUUCCUGUGGGGAGAUCCUGAUGCAGGUUGUUACAUGUGCGGGAAUACAAGGUUCAUACUUUUUCUUUUAGUGCCAAUGGGAGCGGUUUGUUCUCACUGUGAGAUACUGGACCUCCUUUUCUCCCUUUGGAGGAGUUUGUCAGCAUGAAAAAUGACGAGACGAUGCAUCACAGAAAACAUUUCCAGUGUUUCUUCUUGUUCGACUGACACCUACAUGAAGGAAAUAAUCUCCUGAAGGCAUGUCGCUCUAUUAAUCUGACAAACUUGACUUUUUAUUUGGUGACUUUGACACAUUGGUGAGGUUCAUGCUUUAUCUGAAGUGUUUCCAAACAGUAUUUCCUGAUUUGACUUCAAGGAUGAACACUAACUGGUGUGUUGAGCAGAUGCACAUCUGGUUAAGUUUCCCACCUCGGAAACAGCGGCUCACAGCUACUUCACUGAGCUGGAAACUAGUUUACAGCUUGGUUUAAUACUGAAUUAUAAAUGCAAACUGACGUGGCUAUAACUAUUUUCUUUCUUCAUAGUUUUGUGCUUUGAAAUUUCAGGUCAUACAUGAAUCAGUAGUUCAGUGUCUUAAGUUUCAGUACCCUUUUCCAGACAAUGAAAUAUACGUAGGUAAAUACCUCUAUACAUGAUACAAAAAUAAAAAUGAAGUAAAAUAUGCUUAACUAAAAAAAAUCACUUAAUAAUGAUAAUAAACAUAAAAAUAGUCAAUAAUAAAAAAAUAAAUAAAUAGAAAUAAAAAUUAAAAUAAUUAAAAAAUAGAUGGUGAUAAUAAAACAAGAUAAACUAUGUUAAAAUUAAUUAAUGAAAAGCAAAAAUAAAAAUACAAUCUAAAAUUUUUUUAAAUUAAUAUUAAAGGGGAAGAGAGAAAAAUCACCUUGGCUACAGCUCUAAAUGAUACUACUGCUAUUCUGUUACACCAGCGGACAGUGGAAUACGGUUAACCCCAGUUAGCGGCUAAUUUAGCUGGCUCUGACAUCAUCUUUGUUAUCUAUGACACUGGCAUUUUACGUAAUGUCCAUAUUUGAGUACUCGCAUGAUAAAAAAAAUCUAACAUAAGAAUAGGAAUGUAAAUUGGCCGACAAUGAAAAACAAGUGCAAUUUAAAUGUCACUCUCCUCCUGGUGGGUUCUGUCUGGUUAGCAUGAGCUAACACAGCAGCAGCGGCUGAUAUUCGACACCGAGGCUUUUAGUGGUCUAUCCAAACUCACACCGACACCAAAAUGGAUCGACUCUGUCCACUUAACUGACUGUCCGCUGCUCAGAGCUCACACUCCCGCAGCAGUAGGCUCAUGAUAGACGGACAGAGAGCAACAGCGGGGCAAGGACAAGGCAAUACACUGCACACAGUUAAACAGAAACUCAUGUUCACAUAUGGGAAGUUAGGUGGUGAUCACGCCAUAUAUUGAACGAAAUUGCGACGUCCAAAUCGAGUAAGCUGAUCCCCUAAAAGAUACAGUUGAAAAAAAUGUAUCUGGUGACUUGAAAGCACGCCUGAUUUCCAAAGUGCACACUUGCAGGAAAAGCAGAAGUGAGUGAAAAGAAAUGUUUUUGAUUGACAAUCUGAGAUCCGUGUGUGUGUUUCUGAGCCCGUUUUCCAGUAAAAUGAAUACUGACGCAGAACUGUAAAAUCUGAAAAUGUACGGGGUGAUAAUUUGUGUCUUUAAAGGCCCGGACACACCAAACUGGUGGCCAAGAAUGAGUGGUGACAAAGGCCGACUGUUGUGUCAACACGUCGCCUGUGUCAACCAAAAAGUUGCACUUGAACACACCGCAAAGACGACAGCCAACAGCCAACUAGCACGUACGUUCUGCGCCUGCAUGAGAGAAAAAACUCUCCAUAGCAGCAGGCGGCGGUAGUCUGUAUUCAUCAUUCAUAAUGAGAAACCGGGAGACCAACAGGUUGCAUUCAAGACGCUAGUUAGCCAGUUAGCACAUUAAAAACACAACCCAAUAUAGAAAGUAAUAUUUAUCGUGUGCUAGCGAAAUAUAACACGAACAAUUAUGAACCAUUUCCGCAAAAGAGCUCAAUGGGCUCAGUGAGCUCUGUGUUGAUCUCACGCCAUCUUUAGCUUUUGUUUACCUUCCUCACUUUGUUUCUCUGCUGAUCAGAGUGAUUUCUCUCACUGAUGGGCGAUUCAGCACGUUGAACAGGUCAAAAAACAGCCAACAAUGACCGAGUUGUGUAAACAGGGUAGGGAGAUUACCUUUAUUCCACUUGACCUCUAAUAAUUUUGGAGACACUCAACAAGCUGAAAAUAACCUUAAAAGUUUGUAUUCAUUGUAUUGUUUUGAAUAACGCAGUGUUCAUUGCAGGCAGGGAGAGACGUCAGCACAUGUCUCAUGAGUCUAAAUAUCUCACUACACCUGUAUAUGUGUAAAAUAAUGAGAAAUGUAGAUUCAAUUUUGAAUUCUUUUUCCCAGCUGCAGGUGGCGUUUGAGCAGAGAGCCGGCUUAAUGCAAACAGAUUUUAUAGAUGUGACGUUCAAAGCCGAUUCUGUGCGCCAUCUGUUAAUGCUAACUGUUCUUUUUUUUAAACCAUUUACAGCACUAACUGUCAGACAUUGUUGCUUAUUUGUGAUUUGCGUCACACAUGCCAGUUUAUAAAAGGGCUUAAGAGGGGAUUCAGAGGAUGACCGAGCCUUUUUUUUUUUCUUCAGAUGGUUUAACAAUAGAAAAGCAAAGUGGAUCAGAGGCCUCUUUUUGGAGGGGCUAAAUUUGGGUGAAGCUGCAGGAUUUAGGAAGACUAGCAACAGAAAAUGGGUGUGAAACUGUUAGAAUUUAAAGCUCAAACUACAACAGAUUUUUAUUUGGAAAUGUUGGGGUAAGGUGACACAUAAUUCAAACAGUUCUCAUUUCAACAACACAUCUCAGUUCAUGGUCUUCUCUUGUACUUUUUGUGACUGUAAAAAUGAUUGCGAUAACGCUCUUCCAUCCUUGGUUGUGAGCUCUUGUUUCUGCUGAGACCGUAUGUGCCUGACACUUAAAGAAGUGAUGCAAUAUCGUCUGCGUAACUACGGAGUUCAUUCCCAAAACGCCAUUAUUUUUUCCAACGAGAGACUUUUAGUUUUGUGCUGCUCUUUAGAAAUAAUCAUUGACUGACAUAACAUGGCGUCCUGUUACAUAUGUUGUGAAGAUGUGAUUUGUCUGACUUGCAAACCAAACUACAGCAACAGAACGGGAUGUUUAUUGUAACGGUUGUACCCUUAACUGACCCCCUUUCAUGAAGUGUAAAUCUAAACUGAACGGUCCUAAAUAUAAACUGAAGAUAGUGUUCAUAAGCUUAUAUUGGGUUCAUGUCCUCAACACCUGUUUACCAUGGCAACGCCCCACACAGGUCAUACUGUUGCAGUGUGUGUAAAAAUGACUGUUUUAUCAAUGGACUUUGGUGUUAACGAGUUGACAUUUUGUGUCUCAGCUGGCUGACAUGACUGUGUGUCUUUUAAAUGAUGUCAAAUGUAUUGUACCUUUACAUAAUAACAACAGAGGGCAAUAAACUCAUUUGAUGGACAUUGCUAACUAA
This is a messenger RNA of Epinephelus fuscoguttatus (brown-marbled grouper), 9093 nucleotides long. It is a transcript of the gene als2b, whose product is annotated as alsin Rho guanine nucleotide exchange factor ALS2 b. Lineage: Eukaryota; Metazoa; Chordata; Actinopteri; Perciformes; Serranidae. The coding region runs from base 185 to 5251 and encodes 1688 amino acids. The transcript has 34 exons. Gene Ontology annotation, molecular function: guanyl-nucleotide exchange factor activity. The record is from RefSeq and is a predicted model, not a curated record.